Molecule: messenger RNA, 1140 nt
Organism: Dovyalis caffra
Lineage: Eukaryota; Viridiplantae; Streptophyta; Magnoliopsida; Malpighiales; Salicaceae
Source: the annotation of a GenBank genome assembly
AUGGGUAGGGAUGGAAACCAGUUGUCUGAUGAUAAUAGAGAUGGGUUUCUCUCGAUUUCCGGUUUGGGGUCUCAAUGGAAUAGCUUUCAAGAUGUCCAGUAUCUCCCUAGUGGAGGUCUGUUUGCAAGUGUUAAUCAAAUGGGUAUGGGGGACAACGGCAGCUUAAAGGCUUUAUACAAUGAUUUGUAUGUCAAGUACUUGUCCUUUGUUGGGUUUCAAGAGGAAGAAGGGGUUUUGAAGAAGAAGAAGAAAGGUGGGCUUAAAUUGAAGAUCAAGGUUAAAAACCAUUCAUUAAGAAGGUUAAUUAGUGGAGGGGUAGCUGGUGCUAUUUCAAGGACUGCAGUGGCUCCUUUGGAGACUAUUAGGACUCACUUGAUGGUGGGGAGUAGUGGACAUAGUUCUACUGAGGUUUUUAAUAAUAUAAUGAAGACUGAUGGAUGGAAAGGGUUGUUUAGAGGCAAUCUGGUUAAUGUGAUUCGCGUUGCGCCUAGCAAGGCUAUUGAGCUUUUUGCAUAUGAUACGGUAAACAAGAAGCUGUCACCUGCAGCUGGGGAGCAGCCGAAACUUCCAAUUCCUGCAUCAUUAAUUGCUGGGGCAUGUGCUGGAGUGAGCUCUACUUUGUGCACGUACCCGCUUGAGUUAGUCAAGACUCGAUUAACUAUACAGAGAGGUGUUUAUAACGGUAUAGUACAUGCAUUCUUAAAAAUUCUGCGUGAGGAAGGCCCUGGAGAACUCUACAGGGGUCUUGCCCCCAGCCUUAUUGGAGUUAUUCCAUAUGCUGCAACAAAUUACUUUGCCUAUGACACAUUACGGAAAGCCUAUCGGAAAUUUUCAAAGCAAGAGAAGAUAGGCAACAUCGAAACUCUUCUAAUCGGAUCUGCUGCUGGUGCCAUAUCAAGUAGUGCAACUUUCCCUCUCGAAGUUGCCCGGAAGCACAUGCAGGUAGGAGCUCUCAGCGGAAGACAGGUAUACAGGAAUGUGUUCCAUGCCCUAGCUAGCAUACUGGAACAAGAAGGUAUCCAGGGGUUGUAUAAAGGGCUGGGACCUAGUUGCAUGAAGUUGGUUCCUGCUGCUGGGAUAUCUUUCAUGUGCUACGAAGCAUGCAAAAGGAUACUUGUAGAGGAUCAGGAAGAAGCAUAA